AUGCAUAAUUCACUAAAGAAGCUCGUUUACUGCAUGAUCUCAAUCACGGCAAUAUCAGUAGUACAAUUUAAAGCUGUUUGUCUCGAGCCACUCGCAGUUUUAAUGCUGGAGUAUGUUUAUUUUGACCUAAGCGUUUUCGGUAGCCUGCGUAGCAGGCGCAAAAAAUAGUGGGCACAAGAAAAAACGGGCGCGCGAGAAGAAGACACGAGUGCGUGCGUGUCUCCCUCGCGCGCGCCCGUUCUCUCUUUCGCCCGCUACUUCCAAGCGCCUGCUACGCAGGCUACGUUUUCGGAGGAAAGGGAAAAGUCAGUUCAUUGAAAGACUUUGUCAGUUGCCUUGACGCAGGGGAUUGUAAUGGGGUGGACACAAAUUUUAUGAACAGGAUCGCGUCGGAUAUUGGCAGUGGAUUACUGUACUUGCAUGAAAGAGGAAUCGCGCAGAGAGAUUUGAAAAUAGCGAACGUCCUCGUCAGCAAUCAUCAUUAA
Messenger RNA from Porites lobata, 485 nucleotides. The record is from the annotation of a GenBank genome assembly. Lineage: Eukaryota; Metazoa; Cnidaria; Anthozoa; Scleractinia; Poritidae.